Motacilla alba alba is the source of this 1470-nucleotide messenger RNA. RefSeq names its product cyclin dependent kinase 2 associated protein 1 (gene CDK2AP1). Lineage: Eukaryota; Metazoa; Chordata; Aves; Passeriformes; Motacillidae. The record is from RefSeq and is a predicted model, not a curated record. The transcript is spliced from 4 exons. Gene Ontology annotation, cellular component: cytoplasm; nucleus. Bases 167 to 676 code for a protein of 169 amino acids.
GGGAGCUCCAUUGUCUGUGAGGGGAUGGCCGCGCACCCCCGCCGCGCCCCCGCCCGCCGCGCCCCCGCCCUCCGCGCCGCCGUGCGCGGGGCGCCGGGCGGCCGCGGCGGGUGGCUGCCGGCUCUCCCCCAAAGUUUUUGGAUCCGCGUCUCCUCAUGAUGUAUGGAUGAUAUAUUGCAUUGUGGGUGUCAAUAUAACUGACGGCCAUAUUUGCCGGUGCUGCUACUGCUGUAAACAACCCAAAGUGUCUGGGAGACGCGGAGACGCUUCGCUGAAUUUCAGGACGCUUCUCCUCCUCCCGCUGGCCAUGUCUCUGGGAAUGUCUUACAAGCCCAACUUGAACGCCCACAUCCCCGGGACUCCCCUCAACCCGGCUGGGGGUGUUCACUCUCCCUCCACAAGUAUGGCAACAUCAGCACAAUACAGACAGCUCAUAAACGACUACGGCCCCCCAUCCCUAGGCUAUACACAAGGGAUGCAGGGCACCAGCAGCAGUCAAGUACCACAGAGCAAAUAUGCAGAACUUCUAGCUAUCAUAGAAGAAUUAGGAAAAGAGAUUAGACCUACAUAUGCUGGGAGUAAAAGUGCGAUGGAGAGGCUAAAAAGAGGCAUUAUCCAUGCUAGAGGAUUAGUGCGGGAGUGCCUGGCCGAGACGGAACGAAACGCCAGAUCCUAGCCCACUGCUUCAGCUGCAAGGCUCUCCAUCUCCCCGUGAAGAAAAAGUAACACUUCUUCUUUUUGGCUCUUGAAACAUUCAGACAAACUCCUUUCUUUUGAAUGUUUUGCCGUUCUUGUUUUGCCCUUGCAAAAAUGUACAGUUAAGAAUGGGGAAAAAAAACCCCAACCCGAGGAUUUUUCAACUUACUGAGGGUUUGCAUUUUCUAAAGACAUUAAAACUCCCUAAAAUGUUUCUAAAACAUGGAAACUGAAGUGCAUGCAGAGGAAUGCUCCUUCUCUCCCAGGCUAUAUUUCAGUUCUCUUCUUAUCCAGCCACAGCCUCAUUCUGUUUUUUUUUUUCCUUUGACUAUGUUCACUUAUCCCCAAAAUGUCAAUCUUUCAAAGUUUGACAUAAGCUCUAAGGAUUUUUUUAAUAAAUGCAGAAAUAGCAUGCUGUACCUAGUAGUCUGCUAAGUCACAAUUUGUCAUACAGCAUAGACCCUGCUUAGAAAUAACCUUCCCCUUCUCUUAUUUUUCCUUUUUUUGUUCAUUUUGCAUAAACAUUUGCAUGACUGUUAGUGCUUUGAAGUCCACUUAAAGUGCAUGAGCUAUAUGGAAAAUAGGGAAACCUAUUAAAUAAUAACAAGGUCCUGGAAAGCUAAUUUCUACAUUAAGGCUGGAGAUUUCAGUUUGAAGUUUGCAAAAAAAAAAAAAAAGAAAAAAAAAGAAAAAGGAACAUAAAUUACUAAAACUGUUAUUUGCAUCUUUGUAUGUAUUUAUUACUUGACGUAAUAAAGCUUAUUUUCAUUAACA